AUGUCUCUAAGAAAGACCUCAAUCAAUGUACUCAUUGCCUUGACAAUGGGAUACAUUGCUCUCUUUAGCCAUGAUCACUUAUUCCAUCGAUCCGGCCCCAAUGCACCCGAAAAUACUUCCACAUCCGCUGCUGGUCUUGUGGGCGAUGAACCUAGCUACGACGUGCAGAUCUUCUCUCGAGACCCUCUGAUCCUUCAUAUCCGUGAUUUUGUCAGUCGAGCAGAGAUCAACCACCUACUGAAGAUCAGUGAAGGAACCUACGAGCCAUCCAAGGUCUACCCAGAAGGAAACCAUCACAUUAACCGUCUGUCCCGUGUAUCCGAGUCCGCCGUAUUGCCUCAAGACCCCAUCGUGCGUCGGAUCAAGAAGCGUGCCCAACGAUUGCAGGGGUGGCGAGGAAACGACACCGUCCUUGAGCGGCUCAAGGUUCAACGCUACGCGGUUAAUGGCUUCUACAGUUGGCACUAUGACUGGCAUGGGAAUCUUCCAGAGGGGGACCGGGUCACCACUCUCCUGGUUUAUCUGGUGGGGAAUAAUUGUACAGGGGGAGGCACUAAUUUCCCGCGCUUGAAGCGGCCGGAAGACCCGCGGUGGUGUCAGAUCAUCGAAUGCGAGAAUGACGAAUACGCCGGGGUGACGUUUAAGCCGAUCGAAGGGACGGCGGUGUUUUGGGAGAAUAUGCACCCGAACGGUUCGGUGCAUUAUGAUGUGCUGCAUGCGGCUUUGCCCGUUAAGUCCGGACAGAAAGUCGGAUUGAAUAUCUGGGGGUUUGAUUUGGGGUGGAAGGCUCCCAGUGUAGGUAGAUAG
Messenger RNA from Aspergillus sclerotioniger CBS 115572, 807 nucleotides. RefSeq lists its product as uncharacterized. The transcript is spliced from 2 exons. The coding region runs from base 1 to 807 and encodes 268 amino acids. Gene Ontology annotation, cellular component: endoplasmic reticulum. The record is from RefSeq and is a predicted model, not a curated record. Gene Ontology annotation, molecular function: L-ascorbic acid binding; iron ion binding; procollagen-proline 4-dioxygenase activity. Lineage: Eukaryota; Fungi; Ascomycota; Eurotiomycetes; Eurotiales; Aspergillaceae. Gene Ontology annotation, biological process: peptidyl-proline hydroxylation to 4-hydroxy-L-proline.